AUGUAUGAUCGUUGUUAUAGUGGUAGAAGGGGAUUGAAGGAGUCUUUUGUCUUAGGCGUUGAAGAGUUUGUUCGAGUAGCAAGACAGUCUAGAUAUUUUGAACUUGAAGGUGGGAUUAGAUGCCCAUGCAUUAAGUGUGACUGUACAAGGAUUUUGACAGAUGAGAUUGUAAAAGUUCACCUUUAUAAAAAAGGGUUCAUACCAAAUUACUGGAUUUGGACAUUACAUGGUGAAGAUAUGCCAGUUGAUUUAAUUGAAGGUGAUAAUUUUGUCCCUAGAGAUGGUGUACAUACUGCUGAAAUGGAGCAAUUGUGUGACAUGGAAGAGAUGGUCAAUAACGCUUUGUGUCAAUUUCAAUCAAACCAACAACCCAACGACACUAACUUAGAAGAGCGUCCUAAUGAAUCCACACAAAGGUUUUAUAAUUUGUUGGCGGAGGCAAAUCAACCUUUAUUUGAAGGGGCAAAAGACUCUAAAUUGUCAGUAUAUGUUAGACUUCUAUCUUAUAAGUCUAAUUGGAAUAUUCCCAACCAAUGCUUAGAGGCUUUCACCAAACUUUUGUUAGAUCUCACACCACCAAAUAUGAGCUUGCCAAAGAGUUAUUAUGACGCUAAGAGGUUAGUAUCAAAGUUGGGAUUGGAGGCUAAGAAGAUUGAUUGUUGUGUGAGUGGUUGUAUGCUCUUUUAUGACAAUGAUAGUGGAAAAAAAUAUGCAGCAUUGCUUGAAUGUAAAUUUUGUCACAAACCAAGAUAUCAUCCACUUCAUCAAGGAUCAAGGCGCAAAAAACCAAUUCCAGUUAAGUCAAUGUUCUAUUUGCCUAUAAUCCCAAGAUUACAAAGAAUGUUUGCUUCUAUGCAAACUGCGCCACAUAUGACUUGGCAUCAUGAAAACCAAAGCCAAGGAAUGUUACGCCACCCAUCUGAUGGUGAAGCCUGGAAGCACUUUGAUCGUAAACAUCCUACCUUUGCGUCUGAUCCACGCAAUGUGCGACUUGAUCUAUGUUCAGAUGGAUUUAACCCUUACAUUCAGGCUUCAUCUUCACCAUAUUCUUGUUGGCCCGUGAUUGUUACUCCAUACAAUCUUCCUCCAGAAAUGUGCAUGUCAAAACCUUAUAUGUUUUUGAGUUGUCUUAUACCAGGGCCAUCCAAUCCAAAGGCCUCUAUUGAUGUUUACUUGGAGCCUUUAAUUGAUGAUUUGAAGAAGUUGUGGGUUGGUAUCUUGACCUAUGAUGUUUCAAGGAAACAAAAUUUUAUGAUAAGGGCAUGUUUGAUGUGGACUAUUAAUGACUUCCCUACUUAUGGAAUGUUAUCUGGUUGGGGCACACAUGGUAGAUUAGCUUGUCCGCAUUGCAUGGAGCACAAUAAGUCAUUCACGUUAAAUUAUGGUCGCAAAAGUUGUUGGUUUGACUCACAUUGUAGGUUCUUACCUAAUGACCAUCACUUUAGGAGAAAUAUUAAAGCCUUUCGAAAAGGGCAAGUUGAAACAGAUGGGCCACCUCCUAGGUUGACACCAUUACAAGUUUGGAGAAGAGUGAAACAUUUUCCAAAAGUCACUGAAAACAAUGUAACACGGAUAGAUGGAUAUGGAGAGUGGCAUAAUUGGACAAAAAGAAGUAUUUUUUGGGAUCUUCCAUAUUGGAAAGAUAAUUUGUUAAGGCAUAAUCUUGAUGUAAUGCACAUUGAAAAAAAUUUCUUUGAAAACAUAUUCAAUACUGUUAUGAAUGUGACGGAAAAGACAAAGGACAAUGAGAAGGCAAUAAGGGAUUUAGGAUUGUAUUGCAAGCAAAAAGACUUGGAGUUGAAGGUUCAAGAUAAUGGGAAAAUAUUAAAGCCUAAAGCGAAUUACACCUUAACUCCAAAUGAAGCUAAAUCAGUUUGUCGGUGGAUAAAGGAACUUAAGAUGCCAGAUGGUUAUAGUUCCAACUUGGCUAGAUGUGUUGAUGUUGAAAAGGGAAGAAUCCAUGGAAUGAAAAGUCAUGAUUGCCAUGUAUUCAUGGAGUCAUUACUUCUUAUUGCAUUUAGUGCUUUGCACAUUCAUGUUUUAAAUCCUCUUACUGAAAUUAGCCAUUUUUUCAAAGAUUUGUGCUCUACAACAUUAAAAGAGGAAUGCCUAAGAAGAAUGGAGGAAAAUAUUCCAAUUAUUCUCUGCAAAUUAGAGAGAAUAUUCCCUCCUGGAUUAUUUGAUUUCAUGGAACAUCUUCCUAUUCAUCUCCCCCAUGAAGCAUUGUUGGGUGGACCAGUGCAAUACAGAUGGAUGUAUCCAUUUGAAAGGUACUAA
Messenger RNA from Vigna unguiculata (cowpea), 2277 nucleotides. RefSeq lists its product as uncharacterized. The record is from RefSeq and is a predicted model, not a curated record. Lineage: Eukaryota; Viridiplantae; Streptophyta; Magnoliopsida; Fabales; Fabaceae.